Etheostoma spectabile (orangethroat darter) is the source of this 1282-nucleotide messenger RNA. It is a transcript of the gene lzic, whose product is annotated as leucine zipper and CTNNBIP1 domain containing. Bases 276 to 845 code for a protein of 189 amino acids. Gene Ontology annotation, molecular function: beta-catenin binding. The record is from RefSeq and is a predicted model, not a curated record. The transcript is spliced from 7 exons. NCBI's taxonomy places the organism in Eukaryota, Metazoa, Chordata, Actinopteri, Perciformes, Percidae.
GGCGUUUUCUAACAUAGAGAACGAUAAAUAAUGAAAUAGUCAUUGUACUACCAGGAGGAGAUCACCUUAGUCUGCUUCCGACGUUAAGACGUUACGUUAAGAGCAAGAAAUGUGAUUGGACAGACUCGACCAGGAAAAAGAGGGCCGCACCCACACCGACCCACACUGCUGAGCUAGCUACGUUCACAAUCACAUAUCCAAAAACCAAAUGCCUCGACAAACACUAAAGAUUUUGUAACCGUUCUUGAAGGUUGGAAAAAAGAUUUUAACUAACUAUGGCUUCUCGCGGGAAAUCCGAAACUGGAAAAUUGAGGCAAAAUAUGGAAGAGCAACUUGACAGACUGAUGCAGCAGCUUCAGGAUCUGGAGGAAUGCAGAGAAGAACUGGAUGAGGAAGAGUAUGAGGAGACAAAAAAGGAAACCUUGGAACAGUUGAGUGAAUUCAAUGACUCUCUGAAGAAGAUCAUGACAGGAAACAUGACACUUGUGGAUGAACUCAGUGGAAUGCAGCUGGCAAUCCAGGCUGCCAUCAGCCAAGCUUUUAAAACGCCAGAAGUGAUCCGACUUUUUGCUAAGAAGCAGCCAGCACAGCUGAGAACCAGACUAGCAGAGAUGGACCGAGAUGUCAUGGUGGGGAAAUUGUCACGGGAUGUGUACACGCAGCAGAAAAUGGAAAUCCUCACAGCCUUGAGAAAACUUGGAGAGACGCUCACUUCGGAGGAUGAGACCUUUCUCACUGAAAAUGCUACAGCUACUCUGAGCCAGUUUGAAAAAGUGACUGCAAACUUAGGCUCUGAAGACAAAAUUAUGGCUUUAGCUAGCUCUGGUGUGAAAACCAAGGCAUAGUAAUUCUACAAAAUGUUAAUUUUAACUCUGUGUCUUUAUUACCAAGAAUGAAAUGUGCCAAUUGAUCAUUGAUUUUGUAAAUAGCCAGUGCUCUUCUAGGUUUUGCUGUAGAUGCUAACACUUUUUAACAGUAUUGUUUUAUACCCCUGCACUUUUGUAAAUGUCUAUUUGUCCAGAUGCGUGUAAAAUUGUAUUACAGGUACGAGCAUGUGAUUUGUGGACUAUGAAGACCUGUACAUGAAUGUAAAAGAUGGUCCAGGUAGUUCAAGAGAAAUACUCUGUUGUGAUUUGGGCUGUAUUUCUCAUUGGGUUGCUGUGUAAGACCUGAAACUUUAGGAUUGUUGUUUUAAAGAUUGUUGAUUUUUCUGUAUGAGUGCUGCAAAAAUUCAAGAUGUCAUUUUUAUUUUAAUUAAACUGUUCUAUUUACAGGGUUUGGA